AUGGCGAAAAUCUGGAUCUGGGGCAUGCCUGCGACAGGUGACCUGAAGCGCCCAUUCAAGCCACCAGCGGGUUUGUUUUCAGGGAUGCAACAACAAAAUGGCCCGCAAACCGAUAAGGCAUCCGUCAAGGAGGCUGAACAUGUGGCUGCGUCGAUCCGAGCCAAGGCCGAAUAA
Malassezia globosa CBS 7966 is the source of this 174-nucleotide messenger RNA. RefSeq lists its product as uncharacterized. The transcript is spliced from 2 exons. Gene Ontology annotation, biological process: protein targeting to ER. Gene Ontology annotation, cellular component: endoplasmic reticulum. The coding region runs from base 1 to 174 and encodes 57 amino acids. The record is from RefSeq and is a predicted model, not a curated record. Lineage: Eukaryota; Fungi; Basidiomycota; Malasseziomycetes; Malasseziales; Malasseziaceae.